AAGCGCGCGCUGCGGGGCGGGGACAGGCCGAAGUAGCCGAUCUCCGAUUGUCCGUCGCAGCUCCGCCAGAGGGAGCCGCGCGUCUGCGCCGGGAGGUGAGAGGUUGGGGGAAGGGCACUCUAAGGUCGGGUCCAGGCUACGCUCGGCGCUCCCCGGGAGAGGGUGAUUGGCAGCUGCUCUGCGUGGUGUCUCUCGAGAAGGCGGGACUUCCGCGGAAAGCUUGAUUGGGCCUGUCCCCUCUUCGGGGCCAGAGGAGCCCACGAGUUACCUAGGGAUCUGUGGGAAGUACCCUGUGCCUGUUCGAGAAGAUGCCGUACCUUGGCUCCGAGGACGUGGUGAAGGAGCUGAAGAAGGCUCUGUGUAACCCUCACAUUCAGGCUGAUAGGCUGCGCUAUCGGAAUGUCAUCCAGCGAGUGAUUAGGCACAUGACUCAGGGCUUGGACAUGUCUGGUGUUUUCAUGGAAAUGGUGAAGGCCAGUGCCACUGUAGAUAUUGUUCAGAAGAAGUUGGUUUAUCUGUACAUGUGUACCUAUGCCCCUCUGAAACCAGAUCUGGCUCUCCUGGCCAUCAACACACUGUGCAAAGACUGUUCGGACCCCAACCCGAUGGUGCGAGGGCUGGCACUACGGAGCAUGUGUAGCCUCAGGAUGCCUGGUGUGCAGGAAUAUAUCCAGCAGCCAAUUCUCAACGGUCUACGGGAUAAGGCUUCGUAUGUCAGGAGGGUAGCAGUCCUUGGUUGUGCCAAGAUGCAUAAUCUUCAUGGAGAUUCUGAAGUGGAUGGUGCCCUGGUAAAUGAAUUAUAUAGUUUGCUACGUGACCAGGAUCCAAUUGUGGUUGUAAACUGCUUGAGGUCUCUGGAGGAAAUUCUGAAACAGGAAGGAGGUGUUGUCAUCAAUAAGCCCAUCGCCCACCAUCUCUUAAAUCGAAUGUCAAAACUGGACCAAUGGGGCCAGGCUGAAGUACUGAACUUUCUGCUGCGCUACCAACCCCGCAGUGAGGAGGAGCUGUUUGACAUUCUCAAUCUGUUGGACAGUUUUCUCAAGAGCAGCAGCCCAGGGGUGGUGAUGGGAGCCACCAAACUCUUUCUGAUCUUGGCCAAAAAAUUCCCGCAUGUUCAAACUGAUGUGCUCAUGCAGGUCAAGGGACCUUUGCUGGCUGCCUGUUCUUCCGAGAGCCGUGAGCUCUGUUUCGCUGCCCUCUGUCAUGUACGCCAGAUCCUGCAUAGUUUGCCGGGUCACUUUAGCAGCCACUACAAAAAGUUUUUUUGCUCCUACUCGGAGCCCCACUACAUCAAGCUCCAGAAGGUGGAGGUGCUGUGUGAGCUGGUGAACGAUGAGAACGUGCAGCAGGUGCUGGAGGAGCUCCGCGGGUACUGCACCGAUGUGUCUGCUGACUUUGCACAGGCCGCCAUCUUUGCCAUAGGUGGCAUUGCCAGGACCUACACAGAUCAGUGUGUGCAGAUUCUAACAGAGCUGCUGGGGCUUCGGCAAGAGCACAUCACCACAGUGGUGGUGCAGACUUUCCGAGACCUGGUUUGGCUGUGUCCCCAGUGUACGGAAGCCGUGUGUCAGGCCCUGCCCGGCUGUGAGGAGCACAUUCAGGACAGCGAGGGGAAGCAGGCGCUGAUUUGGCUCCUGGGCGUCCAUGGGGAACGAAUUCCCAAUGCUCCUUAUGUGUUGGAGGACUUUGUAGAGAAUGUGAAGUCAGAGACGUUUCCAGCUGUUAAGAUGGAGCUGCUCACGGCACUGCUGCGUCUUUUCCUCUCCCGACCGGCCGAGUGCCAGGACACGCUGGGCCGUUUGCUGCAUUACUGCAUAGAGGAAGAAAAGGAUAUGGCUGUACGGGACCGAGGUCUCUUCUAUUAUCGCCUCCUCUUAGCUGGUGUUGAUGAAGUGAAGCGGAUCCUGUGCAGCCCUAAGUCUGACCCUUCUCUUGGACUUUUGGCGGAUCAGGCAGAAAGACCUGUGAACAGCUGGGCCUCCGACUUCAACACACUGGUGCCAGUAUAUGGCAAAGCCCGCUGGGCAACCAUCUCCAAGUGCCGAGGGGUAGAGCGUCAUGGCCCAGAGCUUCCUAAUGCAUCCUGUGCCACAUCAGGACCCCUGGUUCCUGCAGAGAACAAGGAGCGGGUACAAGAUCUCCCCGAUUCCGGAGCCCUCAUGCUAGUCCCCAAUCGUCAGCUAACUGCUGAGUGUUUUGAGAAAACUUGGCUUAGCCUCAAAGUUGCUCAUCAGCAAGUGUUCCCGUGGCAGGGAGUGGUCCAUCCUGACACCCUCCAGAUGGCCCUGCAAGUGGUGAACAUCCAGACCAUCGCCAUGAGCAGGGCUGGGGCGCAGCCCUGGAAAGCCUUCCUCAGUGCUCAGGACGAUACUGGCUGUCUGUUCCUAACAGAACUGCUGUUGGAGCCCGAGAACUUAGAAAUGCAGGUCUCUGUGAAACAAAGCAAGGCGAGGACAGAGACACUGCACAGUUUUAUUUCUGUAUUAGAAACUGUGAUUGGAACAAUUGGAGACUUAAAGUCCUAACGACUUCUUGCCUGUCCUGAGUGAGAUGAAUAGCUGUCAGAGUUCCUUAGUUUUUCUCACUACAGCUGCUUGUAAGUCCAGAUAAUGUCAAAUGCAAAGGAGAAGAGGAAUCUAGGGAUUAAGAUUCUUAUGCUUUUGUCCAAAGACCAUUGACAUAUUCCUCUCAUACUUAUUGCUGAAUGACCCCAUUUUUCCAGGUGAUAUUGAAAAGGUUAAUGUUGGUAAGCGGGUGGGAAUGCGGUGAUAGGAUUUGGCUUUUUUUCUAAUCAGUUUAAGGGGUUAUUUUACUACUUAAAGAUGCCUGAAGUCUCUGGACUGAUGACGUCAUCAUUUUUGGGAGGCAUCUUUUCUCCCCUGGAUUACUGCAGUAAAUUCCUUACUGUUCUCAUGUUUCUAAUCAUGCUUUUUAGGCCAGAGAUCAAAGUCCUCCGUGUGGCAUCUAAAGUGCCUCUUCAGUGCUGUGGCUCAGCACUCCCCGAAAUUCCCUCUGUUCUGACAAAAGCAAACCACCUGCAGUUCCCUGGAUACACUACUAGGUCCUUUCUCCCCCCUGCACUUCGGCCCCUGCUGCUUUCUCUCAUGCCUAAACAUUUCCUCACCCUCAUAUCUUUGUUAAGUAACACCUAGUCUAUCUCAGUGUUCACCUCAGGCAUGAGCUCUUGCAGGGAGUUCGCUGUGACCCUCGCUGCCAUUGUUAGGGGUCUCACUCAAGCCGUGAAAGCAGUCGGUGCCUGUGUCUAGCAGGACUAUUGUAAUUAUUUUCUUGUCACUCUUUCUCACUUUUGACUUUAUUCAUACCAUACCACGUUUUACACAUUGAGACAACUUAUGGCAAAAACAGAUGUAAUAAAAUGAUGGCAAAGUAUAAAACAACCAGAGAACCCAGCACAGGAAAAAUAAAAAUACCCAUGAAGACCAGCUGGGUUAGGGAUGGGAAGGUAUGCAAAUGUUCAGGCUGAAAGGGCCUAUGUAGUUGGCAGAGUUGAGCGUCAGCCUUAGCUCUGGAAGUGAUCUGGCAGUCAGAAUAAGCAGAAAUAGUUAUAUCUUGUUAUCAGAGAGGAAGAAACAUUUCAAUUCUAAUUUCUAAAAGAAACUUCCAUGCAGUUUCACACAGGUGGCCCUGAGUGGUAUGUGGAAGAUGCCUGUGGGAAGUUGGUAAAGUGCUUCACCUGACUUGUGGCGCUCCUCCGUGCAAGCAGAGGGCAUCACUCUAACAUGGAGCUUAGUGAGUGCAUCCCCUCAAGGACGAAAGAUAAUGUGACCCAAAUAUCCAGCUUAAUUCAAGGACUUCUUCCUGGAUACACAGAUGGACUGCAUAUCCUGCAAAUAAUUCUUCACCCAUCAUUUCUCUCAACUAGGCUUUUAAUAGGAAUAGAUACAGCUAGUACUGAAUUUUCUGGCAAGGGCCUGGGUCUUGUGAGUUGUCUGUCUCCACCGAACAAUUUCUAAGGACAGUGAUUAUCUUUCUUUCCUUCUGUCUCCAUUGUGCCUACCACAUAGUCGUUACUCAAUAAAUGGUAUUGAAGGAAUGACUGGAA
Vicugna pacos (alpaca) is the source of this 4063-nucleotide messenger RNA. RefSeq names its product adaptor related protein complex 4 subunit beta 1 (gene AP4B1). Gene Ontology annotation, molecular function: clathrin binding. Gene Ontology annotation, cellular component: membrane coat; clathrin adaptor complex. Lineage: Eukaryota; Metazoa; Chordata; Mammalia; Artiodactyla; Camelidae. Gene Ontology annotation, biological process: intracellular protein transport; vesicle-mediated transport. The record is from RefSeq and is a predicted model, not a curated record.